AUGGCAGCUAAUUGGAAUCUUAAAUAUCAUGACGUUCCAGAAAUUGUAAGAAGUUUAUCGCUGGUUGAAGAACGUUUAGUUUCACCAAUUAUACCAUUCGGGCAAAUAAAGGCAUUAUUACCAUUUUCAAUGAAUUCUCAAUUAUCUUUUAAGGGUAGCGUUGCAAACAUUAAAGUUGAAAUUAAUGAAAUGAUUAAAGUUUUGCCAAGAAACUUUAAUGAAUUAUCAACUGUGCAAAUAAAACUUAAGAGACAUGAAGAUCAUAAAUCUCAUUAUAUGUUUGAGACAAUAAAACCAUCAAAAAUAUGCGAAGCUUUAGAACAUUUAAUUGCUUUCGCAUUACCAAUAACACAAUUCGGUGGAAAAAUUCAAGAAUUGUCAUCCAAUGUUGCAAAUAGUUUACGCGAGAAAAUUAACGAUGUACAACUUUUAAUAAUUGAUGAGGUUUCUAUGGUUGGUAGUACAACUUUAAAUAGAGUUGAUAUUAGAUUACGACAAAUUAAAGGAGUUAAUGAUAGUUUUGGGGGUGUUUCAGUAAUUUUGGUCGGAGACCUCCAUCAAUUACCACCUGUUAUGGACAAACCAAUUUACUUAACACCAAACACUUUUGAUUUAAGCAUAUUAGCAUCUGCUACUAGUGUCUUAAAUUCAGUGACUGAUUCUACCUUGGAAAUUUGCCAUAUUAACAUCAACUCGCUCAAGUCAAACAUUAAUCUCUUGCGUACUCAUUUAUCAUUGUUUACGUACGAUGUCAUAGCAUCAAGUGAGACUUGGCUCUCGGAAUCAAUUAAUGAUUGUAUGGUUGAUCUCAGUAAUUUUGUUUUGAUUCGUAGAGAUAGAAUUGCUGUAGUUUAUCGUAGACCUGGAGGUGAGAAUCUUGAUGACUUUGAAUAUAAUUUUAGUAGAUUUUUUAAUUUGUAUGACAAUGUCGUAAUUUGUGGGGAUUUUAAUUAUAAUCUUAAUAAAAUAUCAGCGGACUCAACUUAUAUGAGGGAUUUUUUUGAAUCAUUUAAUUUAUAUGUUGUUCCAUUCACUGUUACUCAUCAUGUUGUAAGUUCGUCUUCUUGGAUUGAUUUGUGCGUUGUGGAUAGUGAGGACAAAAUAGUGUCAUCAUCUCAAUCUCAUGUUCCUUUUGUAGCGGGUCAUGAACUUAUUUCAAUAUCCUAUAAAUGGAAAUCUGAUAAUGUCAAAUACUCUACUCAAACAUAUAGGAAUAUUUCUGGAAUUGAUGAUGAGGCUCUUUUGUCUUCUUUAAAUCGAAUUGACUGGUCUGCUUUUUAUCAAUCUCAAUCUGUUGAUUUUAAACAAUUUUUUGUACAUAAUAUUAUUUUUGCGGCAUUGGAGGAACAUGCUCCUCUAAGAACUCAUGUAAUCCGAAAAAAAGUGUGCCCUUGGAUGAAUGGAAAUAUUCGUGAUAUGUUAAAGCAAAGAGAAAAUGCUUUUAGAGCUUGGAAGAGAUCUGGAAGUGAAAUAUGUAGAAGUAAAUUUAAGACACUCAGAAAUAGUGUUAAGUUUUCUGUUAGAAAAGCUCAUGAUGAGUACAAUGCUGGUAGACUGAAUAGUAUUCAUGAUUCGGGUAAACUUUGGAAGGAGCUUAGACACAUUGGUCUCGUUAAGGAUAAAAAGGAUGAUGUUCCACUUACUUUCAAUGUUAAUAUACUUAAUAAUUACUUUUUAUCUAUUAGUGGAAAUUCAUCUUUUAAUAUAACACCUUCCUUUAUUUCUGAUCUACUCAUUGACUGUGAUUUUGAUGAAAACUUGUUUUAUUUUGUGGAUGUAUGUAGUUCUAUGUUACUAAAGGCUUUAAAUAGUAUUAAAAGUGAUGCACAGGGUUUUGAUGGUGUGUCCAAUAGUGCAAUUAUGAAGUUUAUACCAGCAUUGUUUCCUUAUGUGCUUGAUCUUUUUAAUAUGUCUUUGCAGACAUCUAUCUUUCAAGAAAUGUGGAAGAGAGUUCUCAUUAGGCCGAUAGCGAAAGUGAAGGAUCCGCAGCAGCCUGGUGACUACCGACCGAUCGCCAUUCUGAGUUCUUUGUCUAAAGCUCUUGAAAAGAUUGUCUACUAUCAGCUGAAUGAAUUCAUUGAGUGUAAUGAUGUUCUUAGCCCUUUUCAGUCUGGUUACAGAAAAGGUUUCAGUACUCAGACACUGUUGGUUUCUGCUGCUGAUGAUAUAUGUAGAGCAAUUGAUCAGAGAAAAGUAACUAUAACUGUCUUUUUUGAUUUUAGUAAGGCUUUUGACAUGGUUCCUCAUACUCUUUUGCUUCUUAAACUAAAAACUAUUGGUUUGUCGGGUUCGGUUUUAAGAUGGUUUGCAUCAUAUCUGUCUGGUAGAACGCAGGCUGUUGUAGGACAGAAUGAAAUGUCUGAGUGGGGAGACGCCGGAACUGGUGUACCUCAAGUAUCGGUAUUGGGGCCUCUUUUGUUUAUACUUUUUACGAAAGAUCUGGGGAGUGUUCUCAAGUAUUGUAAGCACAUGUAUUUUGUUGAUGACCUGCAAAUUUACUUACAUUCAAGCAUUGACGACUUAAACAAUAAUCUAGCUUUGAUUAAUGAUGAUGUUAAGUCGGUUUUUAAUUAA
Leptopilina heterotoma is the source of this 2574-nucleotide messenger RNA. RefSeq lists its product as uncharacterized. Gene Ontology annotation, molecular function: DNA helicase activity. The record is from RefSeq and is a predicted model, not a curated record. The coding region runs from base 1 to 2574 and encodes 857 amino acids. The transcript has 4 exons. Lineage: Eukaryota; Metazoa; Arthropoda; Insecta; Hymenoptera; Figitidae. Gene Ontology annotation, biological process: telomere maintenance; DNA repair.